CGACAGACGAGUCGACAUGGAGAGCGAGCGCAAUCAGGGCAGACAGGACGAUCAGGAAGUCCUCUGCAUUGAAAUUGUAUAGGUUGAAGAAACACGACUUGGCCGAACUUUGAUAUUAUUAGAUGCCGGAAGGCCCUCAUGCCUAUGCACUAAUACAAUGAACGUGACGUAGAGCGAGAGGCUUGAAGAAACAUGGUGGCCCAGAGGCAUUUGAAGCCUAGUUCUACGCCAAGCCUGGGAACAGAUUCAAAACCUUUUCUGAAUCCUCUGCAUAUUCCACUGCUACCGUCCGGGUAGUCUCCCUCGUACCCGCACCUCAGCUCCUGGAUCCAGAUGACCAAUGGGUCCUCACCCCUGGUCUCUUCCGCAUCAAACCACAGACCCCAAGGUAGCUAUGGCGAACAUGUAACGAAGCACUCGACAAAAUAGGGCGGUCGGAGUGGGACGUAGAAUAUCACGGGCUAAAUCAGCGCCAGAGAGAGGAGGCUAUGAGGGCCGCUCUGACGACCUUCGCCUCGAAGUACCCGCUGCGACCAGACAACCCCCUCUCUUCUUCACCUUCUGUCGAUAAGCUUCGAGAGGUCCUUGGUCGUGCACCUGGGGCUGCCGGCGGCAAAGACGUCGAGUACUGGACGGAUGGCCUUAGUGGUGAGAUCACUUACUACUGGAGCGACCGAUACACGGAGCAGCUCUUCCAGGCUCUUGUCGACGUAAUUAUGUGAUUAGCAUCGAGGUCAUACUCUUCCGAAGUG
Messenger RNA from Phanerochaete carnosa HHB-10118-sp, 752 nucleotides. RefSeq lists its product as uncharacterized. The transcript has 3 exons. Bases 489 to 722 code for a protein of 77 amino acids. Lineage: Eukaryota; Fungi; Basidiomycota; Agaricomycetes; Polyporales; Phanerochaetaceae. The record is from RefSeq and is a predicted model, not a curated record.